AUGGGAAAUACUUCGUCAACUGUCACCGCUGGCAUCAAAGACCAGGUUAACAAUCAGAGCAAUGCUAUGUACAAAUUGGCUGAUGUUACAGGCAACGGAUUUUUGGCUGAAUUAGCUAGAGAAGCAAUUCGAUCAGGAAACACUGACGAUUUGGAUCACAAUAUACGAGAGAAAAUCGGACCUUUGCUCUAUAAUAAUGGAGAAGGAGAGAUGCUGUUAAUCAACGACAUCAUUAGCUUCAGGCACAAAGAAAGAACCGGCAAUUCUUUCCCCCCUCUUCAUUCUUGGGAAACUAAAUUUGUUUGUUGGGAUCUCCACUCUAGAGGGUCAGUGGGGGAAACUUUACUCCACACUUGCUUUUUAGCAGGUUUACCCAAACACAUGAAAUUAUUAGCGGAGCGGAUGUUAUUCAUUUUUCCAAAAAUAAUAAAUGAUUUUUAUAUAAGUGAUGAAUAUUACGGAGAGACAGUCCUUCACAUGGCCAUUGAAACGGAAGAUGCUGAAAUUCUUCGAUUCAUCCUAAAUUGCGGAGCUGAUGUUAAUGCUCGUUGCACCGGAAACUUUUUUACUUGUGAUGAUCAGAAAAGUUCCCGAUGCGACAUAUCCGAUAUGGAACAUGUUUCCAUAUCAAGAAACACAACAUACUCGGGACAUCUUUACUGGGGCGAGUAUCCUUUAUCAUUCGCUGCUUGCCUCUCGCAAAUGGAAUGCUUCCGAAUGAUAAUAGCCAAAGGAGCUGAUUUGAAUGCCAUGGACUCUAACGGGAAUACUAUUCUUCAUAUUUGCACAAUUCAUGAAAACUGGGGAAUGUUCAAAAUGGCUCUAACCUUAGGAGCAGAUCUUCAUAUACAGAACCGGCAAAAUUUGACUCCAUGCACACUAGCAGCAUUUUUGGCAAAAAAACAGAUGUUCGAGAAAAUCGUAGAAGCUGAAAGAAUGGUAUACUGGACAUAUGGUGGAUUACAAUCAGCUGCUUAUCCACUCGAGCAUUUGGAUUCGAUUGAACCAUCAACUGGAAAUAUUAAUAGGAACUCCGCCUUAGCACUUGUUGUUUAUGGAGAGAAAUCAGAACAUCUACAGCUCUUACCCAAUCUUUUGGAACAACUUGUUCAACGAAAAUGGGCAACUUACGGCAGACGAAUGCUUUUUGCUCAAUUAUUCAUGUUUAUAUUAUAUUUUUUGUGUACAAUGGCUUGCUAUAUACUGAGGCCAACACCGUUUGAGCGUCAGAAUCCGGAAAACACCUUGAUUUGCAUAUCUCGGUUCAAUUUUUUAUCACAUGUGCGCUUAAAGAUAAUAUUUUAUCAUAUAUUGAAUAUCUGUACUGUAGUCGGAGCUUCAUUGUACCUGUUUCAAAUGCAUUCGCACAUAAGAAAUGUUGGCCGCAAUAUGUAUUUUCUUAGUUUGUCAGGGUUCCCAGCCAAGGCCAUCUUUUUGAUCUCCUGUGUCUUAUUAAUAUCGAGUUUUAUUAUGAGAUUGUUCUGUUUUGACGAAAUGGAAGAUAUCGUCAUGUCAAUUACCAUUUUAUUGACAGCUGUUAAAUUUUUAUUUUUCGCAAGAGGAUUCAAAUCUGUGGGUCCUUUUGUUCUGAUGCUCUAUAAGAUAAUUAUCCGAGAUCUAAUGAGAUUUUUUUUAAUUUAUUUGGUAAUUGUUGUUGGAUUCUCACAAGCUUUCUACAUAAUAUUUCUCGGAUAUAAAAAAAAAUAUACUGGAAAUAUCAGAGAUCGAAAUAUAAUGGGAAACAUUGCGGAAUCUUAUGUAAGAAUGUUCAUAAUGAGCUUAACGGAGUUUUCUGUUUUCUUCCAACAAUUAGAAGAAUGUGAACAUACGAUGAUAGGAAAGAUAACGUUUGUUAUUUAUAUGUUGUUGGUUACAUUGUUACUAAUCAACAUGUUGAUUGCUAUGAUGACAAACACCUAUAUUGAGGUGUCCGGAAAUUCCUUGGAGUGGCUGCGUCAGUGGGCAGCAAUUAUCAUGAUGAUGGAACAAAGUUUUGAUCCUACUCAGAGACUGAAAUAUCAACGCGACUACAGCAUUAUCAUGGAAGAUGGGAAACAUCUCGCCCUUCUCAUAAAAACUAAACUUAAGGAUGAUGAAUAUGCUGAGCUUAUGCAGCAUAUAGCUACGGCUCGAUUGCGUUUCCGAGAAGAACGGCGUCGAAUAGCACGUCAUUCAAACGUUCAUCGUUUGAAUACAGAUGGAGCCAAUUACUUUCGACCCAAAAAAAUUUUCCACAACAAUAAAACAGCCCAAAUAACCUGA
Molecule: messenger RNA, 2262 nt
Organism: Auanema sp. JU1783
Lineage: Eukaryota; Metazoa; Nematoda; Chromadorea; Rhabditida; Rhabditidae
Source: the annotation of a GenBank genome assembly